Messenger RNA from Loa loa (African eye worm), 3950 nucleotides. RefSeq lists its product as hypothetical. Lineage: Eukaryota; Metazoa; Nematoda; Chromadorea; Rhabditida; Onchocercidae. Gene Ontology annotation, cellular component: nucleus. The record is from RefSeq and is a predicted model, not a curated record. The transcript has 23 exons. Bases 97 to 3771 code for a protein of 1224 amino acids.
GUUUCAGAAUUUCGUGAACGGGUGUUGCUAUUUGUUGUACAAGUGUUCCCGGAUAUGUUGGGGUUAUUUUCCGGGUGUUUGGAGAGGUGUGCAUGAAUGGAACAACAGAAUACAUCAUCUCAUCCGCUUUUACCCCCUGGAUUUACCAAUCCGUCGUUUGCAUCCACUUUUUCAGGUAUAACACCAGCCGCUGGAAAUGUUAGUAACCCGUUGCUGGCUUCAACACUUCAUCACCUCCAAGAACUUUCGGCAGCGCAAGGUGCUGCUGGGUUGUUACCAAACAGUUCGCAACUGUCUUUGAGUAGUCAAUUUGCAGCCGAACUCAAUAAUAUUGCAGCAGUUAGCUGGCCCGCUGCUCCAAAUGCGAACGCUGCUUGGCUUGAACAGGCUAAAGUUGCUGCCAUUUUGCCGAUGUAUACAGUUUUCUCUGCCGGAACAUUAAAACCAAAGCAAGUUUUCCGUUUUUAUCGAAGUGUCGAUGCAGCAACUCUUAAUCCGGGUGAAAUUGAGCUCACAGUACAGAACAGUAUUGCAGCCAGCAACAGCGUUAUCUCAUCUGCCAUGCCGAUCACUGCAGAUACUUUUCCUUGUAAAGUGGAGAAUAAUAAUGUGCAUAACCUAAGCUCACAACCCUCAACUCCACAGCAGCGAGGUCAGCAACCAAAUGCCAUUAUGGGUUCGACACAGUCUUCUCCUGCCAGUGCAAUGCUUGUAAUUGACAGACAACCAGGUUCCAUCCAAAGCCAUUGCUCAACCGAAAUGAGACCUUGUUCGACGUCUUCCAUGGGUCCGUCUUCCGUUCCGAAUCAUUCAAGCGUUGGUUCAGUUGAUCAUUUAUCAGGCUCCGUAGGGAGAGCACCAGUGCCGGAAACAGUCAGUACUAUACGACCGUGUUCACAACAAAGCAGCUCUAGUUAUAUUAUAUCGCGCGGGAACGAUCCGUCCAACGUUCACUCUCCUGCACAGAUCGCUUCCAUGUCGGUCGGUUCGCGUAAUUCAGCUGUACAACAGAAAAUGUUCGAUCCAGGUGUUGCAAAUCGUCCGACAGAAUUGCGUACUGUAUCUUCUGGUAUGCGAAAUGCCACUCCAGUUGGAACCUCUUCUGAAGUUAAUCAAAGUUCAUCAACUGUUCAACAAAUAUCGGCCACACCUCAUGAAAAUGGCGCAGACAAUAAUAAUUUAGAAGAUUUGCCAUGGUCCAGUAUAGAUCUUGCUGACAUUGACUUGUUUAGCGGGUCAUCUGUUGCUGAAAAAGAUGUUAUGCACUCCGUUCUGGAUGAAAUGGACCCGACUGUGAUGCAUCGACUUUUCCUAAACGAACCAUCUUCUGGUGCAACUAAACUGCCUAUAAAUGUCUCACAACUUGUUACACCAAAAAUUCGUGAAAAGAUCAAACUAAAAAGAGAGAAGGAAUUAGCCGAUGCAGAUAAGGAAUUGGAUAGACUUCUUUCACUUGUUGCCAAGAAAGAUGCUAUAUCGACACCUGUGUCUAAAGUUCCAAAGCCGCUUCAGGCGCUUGAUCCAGUACUGAUGAUGAAAGCAGAUACUUCUGAUGAUCACAAAAUCAGCCUCAGUCCUGUUCAAAUUCACCCACAGCAUCCACCUCAGCCGGUGUUUCAUCAGGAUUAUGCAAUUUCUUCUUUCCUUCAUCUAACUCUUCCACCAGUACUGGUGCUCUCCGCCCAAGAGCUACACGUACCGACGUCCCGUCAGCGAAGACACGUUUUUAUUUAUGCCACCAACGGAAAAGAAAACAAGUCGAACAAAGUUCCUGUAUAUAAACAGAAAGCAAAAACAUUCUUGCAGUCCGUAUUCAAAGCUGAAGAACACGCUCCCGACGACGCCUACAAUUUCAAGGAUGAUGAGGAGGAAAGUAAGCCGUUACCAUCUGGUGCAACCGCGUCUGAGACGCAACUGCGAGAGCAAAGACUAGAAGCAGAAGUUGCACAGAGGCUCGCACGAAUAAACAGUGCCCAUCCAGAGCUUAAAACAAAGAGUGGAAGUGAUGAACCGCAGUAUCAGCAGGAUCUGUGGAGGCAUGUGGUACCUAAAAAGCGACAUUCGGCUGCAUCAGAGAGGCCAUCCGUGCCUUCAACUCCUUUGUUACCACCUGCUGCCGUCAAUGAACAUCGCGCAGAAAAUCCGUCAAGUCAAAAGGUAACGGAACCGCAAACAAUAGUCGAUUUAUUGUUGCGCCGUAAACAACAUCGCUCAUCAUUCGGCUUCUUAAAGACGAAAUCUCUUGGCGAUAAAGAAACUGCCAAAAGUGAGCAGCAAACAGGGCCAUCGGUGAUUACGAUUAGGGUUGAGCCCAAAACCGAUUGUGCUGCCGAAAAUGGAACUCAGUCAGAACAACCUCUUCCGAAGUUGUUAAUCAGAUUGCCCCGAAGAUCGGUUGACGAGAAUAUGCUAGAAUAUGAGAAACCAAAGAAAAAGAAAAAAAAGCGAAAGAAAAGAGACAGUGAUUAUGAAUGGGUAGGUCCCGAGUCGAAAGGGAAAAAGAAGAAAAAACGUAAACAUAAGCAUCACCACAAAAAGAAGAAACGACAUGCAUCAGAUUUCGAGGAAGAACUUACGAACAAGCAGAGUGAACAAUGGACAUCUGAGAGUGCGAACAAAGAAGCAACCGUUUUCAGUAAGAAACGGCGCCUUAUAAUGCACUGGAAUGAGAGAGAGGGAAAUCGUGUAGAUUCAGAGUACUGCCGGGACCGAAACUCCUCUUUAUCAUUCGAAAGUAAUGAUGGACACAACAUGCAUCCGGAAUCGUCAGAUCAUAGUGUUUUAUCUAAGUUUCAUCCGGUAGAUGGACAUUUAGCGAAAGGGACUUUCGUAGUUUGCAAAGCUGAUAUCUUGAAGGAAGAUUGUCCUCUUUGGAGAGUUGAUAAUCAGAACUUGCUGCAGAAAUAUCCGCCUUUCAACCUUGAUGGCAAAAUAGCUUAUAGAAACAGUUCUACGUAUUCUGGUUGGUGUGAUCAAAUUGCUGAUAGCUACAUUGUUGUACGGGUACGCUUCAUCAAACACAGUCGUUCGGAGUCCAUAGUCGAACCAGAAAUGCCGCUACUAGACAUGUUCCCAGCAAUCAGCAUCGAAUAUGAAGAGCAGCCGUCUGCCAACACAAGAACUGCAUCCGAACAGAAGGAUCUUUUCACAGACGACCCAAUUCGAAAGCAAAUGGUUCUUUAUGUAAAAGCGAUGCUUAAUCAUGCACUUGAUAUGACAUUCCUCCAGACAGUAAAACAGAAAAGUGACUGGAAUUAUUUGUGUGCUUUAAAUGGUAUUGAUAAAUUAAACCAAGAACGAAAAGAGAAAGUACAGUUGCGAGUGAAAUGGAUUCAGCGUUACUUGGAUCUUCUCCAUUUCUAUUCGUCAUGUGUGGUAUGCGAUUCGGAGGGCAGUGGCUUAAGUUGUCAGGCAUGUGGCAUUUCUGGUGUUGAAAAGGUUGUGCAAUUGUUUUGUAACGAAGGUUAUGAUUAUGAUACUCUGGAGGCUGAAGAAGUGUGUUAUACAGGAUCUGGGUCUCCAUUGCAUGCGGUGGAAUAUUUGGUUUGUUCGUCUUGUGGAAAGCUAUCGAGAAUUUAUCACAAAUUGCAUCAUAUGCGGUAUAUACUCCUCAAGAAGUGCGAGGAUAAGCUGGAGAAAGUUAGUACAGGAAAUACGGAUGUUUCAUCGGAGUUCGUAGUGGAGACUUGCAUGAACGAUGUGGUAUGGCUGCGUUCGGUUGUCAAUGAGUAUGCAGAUCUGUGGAGAAGGAUUGAGAUGAAUACCUGUUGAUGUCGCAUCUUUUUUCGAGUUUAAAAAGGUGUGUUCGAUUUUUCAAUCAGAGGAAAUUUAUUGUGAAUUCUCGAGCAAAGGAUGAAAACUGCAGAAUUCUAGGAAGCUUUAAAUAGAUAAAAAUUUCACUAACACUCAUAUAAUAGAAGCUAACUUUGCAUGCAUCUUCUGGACUGAUC